UAUUAUUGGAAACGCGCGGACAGAUGGCGCAGGUUCCGUAAAGCAACAUCGUCCGCCAUGCCAAGUGGUUCAGUGUUAACAUCAUGAUGUGGCAUAAUGUUGUAAGUUAGUGCCGUAUAGAAGCCGGCAACGGCAGUUUUUCGUUAUGUAAAAUAUAAAUGCCGCUUCCUCGUUCAUCGACAGUUUCGUAUAACCGUAGAGACGCACCGAUACGUGCGUUUUCGUCGUCGUAGCUCGUUCGCUACAUUACGUAUUUUCAUCGUACCGACUUUUGUUUUUUUUUCGCUGUGGCAACAACGCGAUAAACACGAUGAUGGAACCAGGAGUACUACCAGAACUUGAGGAAUUGACCCUCUGCAGUUUUUGCAAGCAGAAGUUCAAUGACUCGGAUCUUUGCCCAAAGUUCCUAAGUUGCAAACACUACUUCUGCCUCAAAUGUAUCCAAACUGCACUAAUGAAAGGCCGCGAGUUGUACUGUGUUCACUGCUGGAAGCGUACCGAGCUCGGUGAACAAGGGGCAGACACUCUGCAAACGUACAGUGCAGUUCUGACGCUUGCAAAGAACUUCACAGCCCUGAAGAUUGGUCCAGGAGCUGGUGGAGGGAACAAACCUCCAGACAAAGACCGCAAGAUGUUGCCAAGUGAGAACUGCCAUACACAUGGAAUGCCAUUGGCACUGUGGUGCCACACGUGUUGUGCUGCCAUUUGUCGAGCGUGCGCAACACAGCAGGAGCAUCCAGGUCAUCAGGUGAAAUCUCAGGGGGAAGCCAAAGAACAACUUGUUUCGGAGGUUCAGUUAGAGCUGGUUGCAAUGAGUAAAAUGCUGUCUGAAAUCCAACGUUUGGCAAUGCAGCAACGAGACUUCUUGCUGAAGGUCCUGGAGGCUUGUGUCACUCUCAAGACACAUGUUGAGACAGAUCUUCAAAAUGGUUGGAGCCAUGUACCAGAAGUGACAGAGGCACGUGAGACACUGAGCAAGGCUCGGGCUGGCCUUGCUGGUGUAGAUGGCCCUGGUGAUGCUCAUGUUCUCUAUUCAUCUCUCUCUCUGGAAAAGCAGCGACUUCAAGGAAAGUAUCAAGAGAUGUACCUGCAGUGUCAGCUGGAUGACCUGAUCGGCAAUUCUGGAGUGGUGUUUGACUUUGCCCUGCUGAAACAGGCUCUGGCUAAUAUCCAUUCUGGAGAGCCCCCUGCACCACAGGCUGGUCCAGGUCGUCAUCCCCACCAUGUGGCUGCUGCUCAGAAUCCUAUCCUCUUCCUGGCCAACUACUGCAUGUCACAGUUGUACUCACGACAUGUAUUGACAAAGCAGCAACAUCAUUUGCAGCAGAAUGGAACUGUGGAAUAUCACCAUACUCCAGUGCAUCAAAUGCCUCAUCACCUUGUCACUCCACCACAUCCUCCACCACCUCAACACAUUGUUGUUGCUGCUGCUCCUGCUCCCUCAUCUGUUGCCAACAAACCCCCACCUGCCCUUCCUCCUCCAGUCCAUCAUGCACAACCACCACCUCCUCCCCCAUAUGGACAAGAACCAGGAGUUGUAGCAGUCCAAGUUCAGUCUCCUCCCCAAGCAGUCAUGGCCAUCAAUGUCCGUAGCCCUGCAAACCCAUGCCCACUCUACUUCUUCAACAUCGAUGUCAAUGGCUCACCUCAUGGACGUAUUGUCAUUGAAGUUUGUCCCGAUGCUGCUCCAAAGAUGGCCAAGAACUUUGGUGUGCUCUGUACAGGUGAGAUGGGUGUCAGCUACAAGGGCUGUGCUGUGUUCCAAUGUUGGGAAGGAGAAUCAGUCAUCACAGGAGAUUUUGAGCUCAACAAUGGACGAGGUGGAAGAUCCAUCUACGAGGAUGGCUACUUUAUGCCCGACGACACUAAAUUCCCUGCAGUGCGUGGUGCUGUGGGAAUGAGGCGCACUCAGAAGCGCCAUGACAACCUGGGAAUGGUUGGUUCCCAAUUUCGCAUAAUUUUGCAGGAGAUGAGAGGCUUCACUGGCAUCUUUGGUCAUGUUGUCGAAGGCCUUGAUCUGGUAGAGAAGAUAUCAACGUUUGGGGACCAGACGGGUAAACCGACCAAGACUAUUGUCAUUACAAAAUGUGGCAAACUCUAAGAAAGGUUUUACAACAGUUGGACUCUAGGUUUGCUGUAUUCUGGUGAAGUCACUGAAGUAUCCAUAUUUUUUUCUUUCUUUUUCCCACGGAAGUAUGGGAACACAGCAUUCAUACAGUUGUAAUUGGGAAUACGUGAUGAUCAUGCAAAAUAUUUGACUGUAAAGUAAUGUACUGUUGGCUAAAGUGAUCUGUUAACAGUUCGUCAUAUACAUUAUAGCAAUGUAAAGAGAACGGACAUUUGUAAGGCCCAGAAUUGGCAUAACAAAUAGGGCAUUCAUUAGCAAGCAUCUUGGUUAGGUGCAAGUACAACUUACAUUAGACAGAUAAAAAUAUUCUUGUGCUGGUAUAAGCAAAUAUGAUUGUUUAAUUUAGAGAGAUUUGCUCUUUUACCAUGAUGCAUAAUGACAUUUUUGUAAGGGAUUAAAGUGUUAAUAGGGAUUUGUGUGUCCUCUUUGUGCAUGUUUCUAGCGGUUGAUCUCAAAAUGUGAAAUCAUAAGGCCUAACUAGGUAGAAAAAAUGGCUAACCAAUGCAUCUAUAUGUAUGCAUAAGAAAACAUAGAAUAACUAUGUUUUUAUUCGUCAGUUACAUUAUUUUGUUCGUUAUUCUUCCCUCCAAUUUUCGAAAGAUUUUGGAGAUCCGUUUUUGACGAUCGAUAUCGAAGCGUAAAUGUUCUCGCAUCCAUUCCUUCUCUUGAUCGAAAUAGUAAUUGUGUAAUGCCGAAUAAUCGUUCGUCCACCCGCAUUCUUGAUCAUUAACCAGUGUUUGUUAACUUUGAUCGAGUAGUCUAGAAGAAAGGUCCGGUGCAUCUUUAUAUUGUUGCCUGGUAAUCGUCGUUUCGGAAUCGUUAUCAUAAGCAUUAGUUUAUUUUUAGAUCGAGGGGUAGAUGUGUCAUGGUUUCAUUAAAUAUGUGUGUAACAUACCAUUAGUGUAAGCCUUACAGUAGUCUGUUUUAUAGAUAUCGAAAUACGGAAUUGUCACUGUUCGUUGGGCAUCUCUUCUUUGGGACUAAGAAAUGUUGCUGUAAACAUUUUUCUAUGAAAGCACUAUUUGCAGUUGGUUCCACCAUUUGUAUUUUUUCUUUUGACAACUACUGUCGUAAUUUAUGUAAGCUUUAGUUUAUUUUAGAGGGGCAUAGUUUGAGGUUCCAUAUAAAUGUGGUUCUAUUUGUUGUGGAGCCUGUAAGCUUCAGUUUCUUUUACAAUGACCGUUUAGUGUCAUGGUUCCCCCAUAUAACAUGUCUUCAAGUACUGUAUGCACUUCAAAAAUAAUGUGUUCUAAUGAUAGAAGUUCAUGUAUGUGCAUUGCAUAUUCCUUAGUUUGUGAAGUCUGGGACCGGCAACCUAAUAUCAUUUCACUGUUUCAAAGGAUGGGUGCACAUCACUGCACUUUAUGUUAAGUUUGAUGAGGUGAUACUCCGACUGCAGUAUUAAUAGUCUUUAAAAUACUUACUGCUAAAAGAAGAGCUUUGACAUUGUACUAUAUUUUUGAUGUUCACACCAAAGUGGGAUUACUUACAUAUAUUCAAACACAAAAUUAGCGACAAAGAUGUGGUCGCAAUGAUGACUGUUUUCUUUUUAUUCUUUUUAAGCAAGUCAAGACGUGUUAAGUUUUAGGAUAGCAUACAUAAUGAUUGAUACUGGGUUGCCUUCCUGCUAUUGAAGCAAAAUUGUCAGUUAAAAACAGUCGGAAAACCAUCCUUGUUUGUGCCUUAUAAUCUUAGCUGCAAAUGCUUCCCUAGUUUUAUGAACGUGGUGUUAAAAUGUGUAGCUCAUAGCUAGUUUAAACACGAAUUAUAAUGGUAAAAAAACAGUAAAUCUUGUUAACGUCCAGAAAAGCAUAAAUACGUUUGUGUACCUUAUGCAAUUUAAAAUAGUAUGUAUGCUGACAGUUAAUCGGAAAAAUGCAGUUUCAUCAAGCUCCUAGUACUUAAAAAUGUAGCAAGCCUUUUUUGUCCCUUUGAAACUUCUCUCUCCAUCUCCCUGUGGGCAUUAGAUUAGGGUACCGUACACUAUGCCACAUGACAAAUUGAAACGAGCAAAUUGGCAGGGACACAUUCCAUUGUCGCUCCAAGCGAUUGAAACGAAUCUUGAGAGACAAUGUUAAGCCAAUACUAUACUGUAUUGUCGAUGAAUAAUUUUAGAGAGAGAAAAUCAUUGGAUCAUCAUCUUGCGAUAAUAUCAUUCAUUGUUGCACUGAGGAAGUGCCUUAAAAAUUUGUGAUAAAACUCGUGUAGCGCCGUUCGAUGGGAAAUAUAUGCAAAAUUAAAAAAAAUGAAUUUGUUUGUUUAAUAAUAUAUCUAAAACAAUUCACCUGUCCUAUCUUUCCUCUUGUUUGUCAUCUUUAUUGUUAAUUAUCAAUAUCUUACUUGACUCUCUGAAAGAAUUUGUCUUUGCAUACAAAAGAAAUAAAUUACUGUGCCUAUAUUUUGUCUGCAGUAGCAAAGACUUUGGAAAUAUGGAAUUGCAUCAUUACAAAAUGUAUCUCUAAAGUGCAGUCACUAAUCAAGGAGCUUCAAAAAUAUAAAGCUAUAAAUUUUGUAAAUGGUAUUAAUGGCAACAAAAAUUCAGUGAUUACUGCUUUGGAAAUGUAUCAAUACUUUGUAAAUAUGUUGGUCUGAAAGUACAUAUCUGCCAUAUGUCUUAUAGUUUCCCAGAACUGUUACAGACUUAACUUUGAUUUUGUAUACAUUUCUUGAUUUGUGAAUGAAACAUUACUUUGCAUCAGGUGAAAGCGAUAGUUAAUACUUGUGGAUCCUAAGUAUGAGUAAAAUGGCUGAGAAACAAGAAAAUUCUAUGAUGGUAAAACAAAAGCUUGGGUUAAUUGAAAAAUAUGAGACUGGAGAAUCAGUGACUUUAGCCAUAUAUGGGAUAGGAUGAAAACCAUUUGUGACAGACAACAAAAUGAAGUUUGGAAGGUGUUAUGAUAGUGGUGCUGGACCUUCCAACUGUAGCAGUAUGAAAAAGUCUUCAUAAACAGAGGUGGGUUUUGCCCUUCUCCAGUGAUUUAACCAGAAGUGAGCAGAAGGAACAUCAGUCUCUGGUCCCAUGUGUGCAAGAAACCCAAAUUUCUUAUGAAGCUUUGGGAUUAAAUGUUACUUCAAUGCCUCUGUUGGAUGGCUGACCACAUUUAAGCAACAAUAUGGUAUUCAUGAAACUGCUGCACAGAGAGAGACUUAAUGCCAAUUAUACUGAAGUUUGAUGCUAUAUAGGACAUAUCUUGGUCAGUCUUCUAUGAAUCCAGUAACACUGGUUUGAUUGUAGAAGAAACUUCUUCCAGACCGAAACAUGAUUUGAAGGGUUUUCUUAAUAACGGAAUCGGCAAAUCUGAAAUUCAUAUAGUGUGUCAUGAGAAGUUUUAAAAAUGUUGAUGAAGACACUGACGAAUGGCUACAAAGAGUUGCGUGUAAACUGGGCUUCCAGUGUAUGGACAGUGUCAAGGGAGAAGAAGGGGGUAGAUAAAAGUGAAGGAGAAAGUAGUGAGUUCAUCAUAGUGUGGUGCUACAGUGUCCUGAAACUCUACUAGACUACAUGGGUCAGAGAUGGUUUAAAUACAGUGACAUCACAUCUACUAGUAACAUUUGUAUUGCCAUGAGGAGUCUAAAACAGUUCACAAAAACAAGUAACCAUUACAAAUUACUUCCCAAAAUAAAUGUCAGUUAUGCAAAGAAAUAUAAUUUGUGUAGGUUUGUAAAUGCACCAAACAAAAUAUUUUUGACUAACCAUGUUUUUUGGAUACUUGUGCAAGUUCUCCCCUUCAUUAGUUUAGAUAAUUGGGAAUUUACUGUAAUAAAAAAAUAUACAGUG
This is a messenger RNA of Zootermopsis nevadensis, 5906 nucleotides long. RefSeq lists its product as uncharacterized. Lineage: Eukaryota; Metazoa; Arthropoda; Insecta; Blattodea; Termopsidae. The record is from RefSeq and is a predicted model, not a curated record. Gene Ontology annotation, biological process: protein peptidyl-prolyl isomerization; protein folding. Gene Ontology annotation, cellular component: cytoplasm. Gene Ontology annotation, molecular function: cyclosporin A binding; zinc ion binding; peptidyl-prolyl cis-trans isomerase activity.